Molecule: messenger RNA, 366 nt
Organism: Clunio marinus
Lineage: Eukaryota; Metazoa; Arthropoda; Insecta; Diptera; Chironomidae
Source: the annotation of a GenBank genome assembly
AUGUUUUUAGAUUCUUUCACCCCUUACUCUUGUAAAACAUCAUCAAACGUGUUGCACAUCACAAAAGAUUUUCAAAGAAAAUAUCUAUUUUCAUUCCACCACGUGAACGACGUUAAAUAUUUUGCUUCAUGGAAAUCAUUUUCAUCAUACAUACAUCGAAUGGAAGGGACAAUUCAUCCAGGAAAGAUGGAAAAGUUUUCUCGUCAUGGCAACACAGUCGAGUGUAGUCUCUCGAGUGUUGUUCAAAAGUGCUCUACUAAAGAUUGCUUUACCUUGCUUUCAGAAAUAUUGAAAAUUUUCUUGGCACAAGUUGUAAAACAAAUGAUGAUUCUACCUUGCACCAGCAAUUCAUUUUGCGAUGAGUAA